Molecule: messenger RNA, 1671 nt
Organism: Synchytrium microbalum
Lineage: Eukaryota; Fungi; Chytridiomycota; Chytridiomycetes; Synchytriales; Synchytriaceae
Exons: 3
Coding region: 1-1671 (556 amino acids)
Molecular function (GO): protein binding
Source: RefSeq, a predicted model, not a curated record
AUGGCCGAUCGUCCCAUAGACUCAGCGACAAUAGAAGCAGUUGCUUUUCUCUUUGGGUCUCUACCAUCUGCAGAUGACACGUCACCAACUCAUAAUACCAGUAUUAGUACUGAUGCUGCAGGCCCCACGUUGGACGACUAUCAGGAGCAAUAUAAUGAGAAUGUGCAUCCCGAUAUGUCUUGGUUACACGAACCCGUAAAUCAAGGUGUUGGUGAUGCAGAUCAGAGUUAUCUGAACGAAUUUGCUUUUUUGGAGUCUGCGAAUCACCCACCACCACAACACCAAGUAGUUGCCCAGCCCAACGGUUAUGCACUACACAUCGAUACUCGUAGUACCACAACGUCUUUGAACUAUGCAGCAGUGGCUUCCUACCCUAGUUUACGUCGAACUCAUCGAGUCUCUCAAAUCACUAAACCUAAACAGAGUACCAAAAUGGAAGAAUAUCGUCGUAAUCAUAGUUCCCAAGGAACAGUAGGCUCCUUAAUCAAUGAUGCUCAAGCUUCACUAUUGACUCCACCAUCGUCGUCAGUAAACGCUACACCAAUAGGCAACAUCCCAAGCUCACUAUCCAUGUCGGGAUUAUCCAUGUACUGCACUGACGACUUACAAAUGCAAUACUUGAACUUGGACACACUCGACGACUCGAAUGGCAACGAUGAGUAUUCUCGUCUCGUAGCCAGCGCUAUGAACGCUCUUGGAAGCAAUAUAGCAGUCUUGCAUGAUUCAGAACGUGGAUGGACUAUGGCUCAUUAUGCUGCUUGGAUGGGAUCUGUAUCUUCUAUAUGUGCUAUAAUAUCUCGGUUUGAAGGUGCCGAAUUGGUAGAAGAUGUGUUGAGUAAGGCGUUGAAUUCGAAGGAUGGGAAGGGACGUACUCCAUUUAUUAUCGCUUGUCACCGUGGUUAUGAAGAGGUUGUUCGGGUAUUGCUCGGUGCUGUUUCAUACACUAUCGAUGAUACAUCAAUACCUCAUUUCGACCCUCUACGACUCACAAUCGCGAAUGGCCAUGUCGCCAUCCUUACUCUAUUACUACAACACCACAAUCAAGACACAUAUCCUUCAGAAUGGGACUCUCUACUGCACAUUGCAAUAUCAUGCUGUCUCUACCACCCACCACACCUCGCAACUCAACUAAUCAACAUCCUCAUCACAAACGGAAGCUCCAUCUUGCAACGAGAUUCAAUCGGCAGCACACCAUUACAUCGAGCAUGUGAAUUCGGUCUACCACUAUCGGUUAUCACGGGUUUGCUGAUGCAUCCCGUGAAUAAUGAGGCCGCGCCUAGUAGUGAGGUGUUGGGUAAUGGAGAGUCUGAUGAUGGUGGUGGAAAUAAUGGUGAAAGGAAGGAAUCUGAUGCUGACAGAAAGGGUCCAAACUCCUUGUCUAUUUGUAUGGCUGCCAUCUCGUUGACUGACCGUGUGUAUGGACGAACGGCAUUGCAUUGGGCUGCUGCUACUGGGAGAAUCGAAACUGCAAAGUUUUUGAUCAACUUGGGUGCUAUAAUCGAGAUUCGAGACUUGCGUGGCCAUACUCCACUACUGGUAGCUGCUGUAGAAGGACAUAUUGCAAUGAUCAGGUUUCUCAUUAAUGAAGUUGGAGCCAUGUCUGCUAUGGAGGACUAUGAAGGUCGAAACAUUGAAGGAUUGUUGAGGCAGCGAUUGACCUUAGACUUGUAA